AUGAUCAGCGUCGAGCCGUCAGUAGAGGAUGGAGACGGCGACGGCAGACGUAAAAAGGCCAGGCGGGGUUCGUCGGUGGCUAGAGUGGCCGGAGGAAGCGUCAGUGGGAAGUUUGCAUGCCCUUACUUCAAGCGGAACCCAAAGAAGUACCGCAAGUGGACGUCCUGUCCCGGCCCAGGAUGGGACGAGGUGCAUCGCGCCAAGACUCACCUCUACAGAUGGCAUCAGCUUCCCAUACAAUGUCCUCGAUGCUGGACUGUAUUCAAGACGGAUGACCAACGUCAGUCGCACCUGCAGCAAGACCCGCCGUGUGCGGUCCAACCGAAUCAAACGCUCUACGAGGGCUUCACCAAGGACCAGGAGAAGAGGCUUCGCAGCCGCAAGAAGACGCAGGCGGACACGACCGACGAGGCCAAAUGGCGCGAGAUCUAUAUGAUCCUCUUUCCGGAUGAUGACGUGGCCGCCAUUCCCUCGCCAUACUACGACGAAUCCGACGCCAACGGAGAGGGUGGCAGUACAAGUAGUGGAUCCGGGGAAUUCGAGGACUACGCCACCUUCAUCCGCCGAGAGAUGCCCACGCUCGUGCGGCGGGAGCUGGAGGUGUUGUUCCGCGACGAGUUCCGGGACGUCGAGGAGCGACUGCGGCCGCGCAUGGCCGAGAUUGUGCUCAACCUGCAGCUGAGACUGCUGAGCCUCUACAAACAGUCGCAGAUGCCCCUGAGCGAAUACGGGCCCGCGCAGCAUGGAGACAUGGCUAGUGGUGGCGAGAAAACGUCCACACCAUCGCUGUCGCAGGUGGGCUCGGUCACAGGGUCGGGAACUAACUCAACGCCCACUACGCUACCGGGAGUCAAGGGCUCUCUGGUCGAAGCCGAGACCCAACCGGAUUGGUACGACGGCAUCUGGGACACGGACUGCGAUGCGGGUUAUUUCGGGAGCCAAGUCCUUGCACAGGUACCCUCGGAGACGGGCACUUGCCCGGGGCUGGACUGGGAGCAUGAGUUUGAUACAUUGCUGGACCACGUUCUUCCGCCGGUGGACAUACAAACUGGGUACUUUGGCCAGCCUGCCCAGGCAUCAGCACAGGGAGGAUGA
This is a messenger RNA of Chaetomium strumarium, 1095 nucleotides long. RefSeq lists its product as uncharacterized. Lineage: Eukaryota; Fungi; Ascomycota; Sordariomycetes; Sordariales; Chaetomiaceae. The transcript has 3 exons. The record is from RefSeq and is a predicted model, not a curated record. Bases 1 to 1095 code for a protein of 364 amino acids.